UGCAAACUUUGCUUCUGCUUCACAUUGUGCUUUCCUUUCCCACCAUGAAGACCUCCGGGAUAUCUCUUGGCUUCUUCAAUGCUUCAGUCCUCUGUCUCUUCUGGCUCACAAAGCAUGCAGUGGACUCAGUCCAGCUGUCGGCUCCAGAGGUGGUGACGGGAGCAUACGGAGGAUCUGUGACAGUCCGUUGUCAGUACGACCAAAAGUUCAGACAAUACACAAAGUACUGGUGCAGAGGGCCCAUUUAUGAGCUGUGUGACAUAGUGGUGAAAACACCCAGGAGGCAACUCAGUGAAAGAAGCUCUAUCGCAGAUGAUAAGAAGAAAGGAGUCUUCACUGUGACGAUGACUUCUCUCAGAGAAGGGGAUGAGGAUAUGUACUGGUGUGUGAUCGCCAGAUCUGGAAGGAACGUCUACAGUGGUGUCAGGCUCAGCGUGUCCCACACAGUGAUAACAACAACCACCGCAGCCAAUCCAUCACCGAUACUGGAACAAGAUGAAAUAAGUUGGUGGGCGACUCUACGUUGGAUCCUCUUUAUUUUGAUGUUGUGUUGUUUGGUAUCCACACACAUCGCCGUUUGGAGGAUAAAGGCUGCGAGGAAAAUACAGCCGCAACAGUAAUUUCAACAUCAAAACUCAAACAUCUUUUGUAUGAUUGAAAGUCAAACGGCAGCAUCAUUUUUAAACCAUGUAUGAAUUAUAAACUCAUUUACACCGAGGCUACAAAACUAUUCUUCCAGUGGACGUUCUAUCAAUGUGUGAAUUAAACUAAGAAAUAAACCAACUGAAAAAUUG
Molecule: messenger RNA, 794 nt
Organism: Cottoperca gobio
Lineage: Eukaryota; Metazoa; Chordata; Actinopteri; Perciformes; Bovichtidae
Product: CMRF35-like molecule 3
Exons: 4
Coding region: 45-620 (191 amino acids)
Cellular component (GO): plasma membrane
Molecular function (GO): transmembrane signaling receptor activity
Source: RefSeq, a predicted model, not a curated record